GGCAGAUAUUUUGGUGUCCGUUGGAAUCUAAUGGCAGUCGUCUUCCGCCACUCCUCGCUGCUCUCCCCCGUCGCCGCCGCCGCCGCCGUCGCCGUCGCCGUCGCCUUCUCGGUUCCCGCCUCCUCGCUCUUCCUUCGCUCGGUCCGCAGCUUCUUCUCCCUCUCGAUCGCCGUCGCCGGCGUCCUCGAUGGAAGCUGCGGACAAGUUCAUGGAGUUCCCCCACGUGUCGGCCCCGCACCGGAGCCUGAUGAUCGGCCUCGUGUCGGCGGUGGAGGAGCGGCUGGGGCCUCAGCUGCUCCCCUGCGCUCUCCCGCACGACGUCCGGUACUACCAGAACGACGCCGGCUCGGCCCGGGGAUCCCUCCACGUGAGGCGCGGCCAGGGUUCAUCCAAGGUUGAUUUCUUGUUAGGAAGUUGGCUAAACUGUCAGCUUCCAACUGGAGGAUCGCUGAACAUAACCAGCCUUUCGGCCUACCUCAACAAUUCAACCGAUGCUCCGAAUUUUCUGUUUGAGCUCAUACGGAGCAGCCCAACAUCAUUGGUCCUAAUCCUUGAUUUACCACCACGCAAGGACCUCGUAACUUCCCCUGACUACCUUUCGACAUUCUACGAGGAAACCCAGUUGGAGUCCCGCAGGCAAGCGCUCGAGAAGCUUCCAGAGGCUCAGCCUUAUUUCUCCUCAUCCCUUUACAUACGCUGCGUGGUCUCUCCCACAGCUAUCAUGCUUCGCAUAGAGAGUGAGGCAGGUAAAGCGGAACGCUUGGACGAGAUUAUUGAGAGUCACGUCUCUCCUGUUGCCAGAGAGGUCCUGGGAAUAUGGCUGGACAAGUGUGCCGCUGUGGAUAGAAAUGUGGACGAGGAGGACGGAGCGUACUUAGAGAGAAGGGACGGGAUAACUAAGAGGAAAACUAUCGAGAUCGAUCUCGGGUCCAGCUUUCCGAGGUUGUUUGGGCCAGAAAUAGCUAACAGAGUAUUGGAUGUGCUGAGAGAGGUUUAUGGUGUAUGAACUGACGAGCCAUGGGACCAGUGUAGAAAUUGUCUCUCCUUCACCUUUUCAUGGGGGAGCUUCUGUAAGAGCCACUCUUAUGUACUCAUUUCUCAAAUUAGUGGUGAAGUUCGCCUGUCAUUAUAAGAGUAGACCAUUUCAGAGUUUUCGCCCUUUAUUGAAUGCAGGAUUGAGCCUGAAGGGAAUGAAGGCCACAAAGGCUCACUAGUCUUGCGAACUGUGUUCAGCACGGACAGAGCCGACUAGGCCAGCAUUCUCGAGGAAACCAGGAUUGAUGAACAGGAUUAAGGUUGUGUACAUUCACGAGGCUCUCAUGGACAGCAUCCGAAGCAUUGUUUGUAUCACAUGAAUGUUCAGACUGUUGUGUAAAGUAAGAUGACGUAUAUGGUGAGAAUGUAUCCAAUGUUUCGACGAUGUUCAAUUCAACUGAAUUGCCGACUCGUCCUACGAGCUGUUUGAAUAUAACUGUGUACCCUUA
Messenger RNA from Eucalyptus grandis, 1484 nucleotides. Its product is annotated as red chlorophyll catabolite reductase, chloroplastic. The record is from RefSeq and is a predicted model, not a curated record. Gene Ontology annotation, molecular function: red chlorophyll catabolite reductase activity. The coding region runs from base 188 to 1006 and encodes 272 amino acids. The transcript is spliced from 2 exons. Gene Ontology annotation, biological process: chlorophyll catabolic process. Gene Ontology annotation, cellular component: chloroplast. NCBI's taxonomy places the organism in Eukaryota, Viridiplantae, Streptophyta, Magnoliopsida, Myrtales, Myrtaceae.